This is a messenger RNA of Cyphellophora europaea CBS 101466, 837 nucleotides long. Its product is annotated as isopentenyl-diphosphate delta-isomerase. The coding region runs from base 1 to 837 and encodes 278 amino acids. The record is from RefSeq and is a predicted model, not a curated record. NCBI's taxonomy places the organism in Eukaryota, Fungi, Ascomycota, Eurotiomycetes, Chaetothyriales, Cyphellophoraceae. Gene Ontology annotation, cellular component: cytoplasm. Gene Ontology annotation, biological process: isoprenoid biosynthetic process; isopentenyl diphosphate biosynthetic process. Gene Ontology annotation, molecular function: isopentenyl-diphosphate delta-isomerase activity. The transcript has a single exon.
AUGGCUGCCCAGACGACGACUAUCACUGCCGCCAACGUGACCUCCCUCUUCCCAGAGGUCCACACGCGAUUGAUCGGUGAAGAUCUACCUCCAACCGCCACUCUCGCAAACGGUUCGAACGAUACGUCCGACCUUGCGGGCUACGAUGAAGAGCAGAUAAGACUCAUGGACGAGGUCUGCGUUGUGCUGGACAACGACGAUAACCCUAUCGGUUCUGCCUCCAAAAAGGCAUGCCAUCUGAUGACCAACAUCAAUAAUGGCCUGUUGCACCGUGCCUUCUCUUGCUUCCUCUUCGACCCAAAGACCAAGAAACUUCUGCUACAGCAGCGAGCAACAGAGAAGAUCACGUUUCCUGACAUGUGGACCAAUACCUGCUGCAGCCAUCCCCUCGCACACCCGGCCGAGGCGGGAAAGGGCGACCUUGUGAGUAAUGUUGAUGGUGCAAAGAGGGCUGCGAUCCGCAAGUUGGAACACGAGCUAGGCAUCAAGAACGAGCAGGUUCCCUUUUCAGAUUUUGACUUCCUCACACGUAUACAUUACCUCGCACCAAGCGACGGCAAGUGGGGCGAGCACGAGAUCGAUUACAUUCUGUUCAUUGAGGCGGACGUGACGCUUAAUAUCAACAAGAACGAAGUGCGGGAUACCAGAUGGGUCAGUGCCGACGAGCUUCGCCAGAUGUUCACCGAUGUUGAGACCAAGUCCGGAAAAGACCGGGAUCUCAAAUAUACUCCCUGGUUCCGUUUGAUUUGCGAAAACUUCCUCUUCAAGUGGUGGUCGGCCCUGGAAAAUGGCAAGUUGAAUGAUUUCAUCGCCGACCAGUCCAUUCAGCGUAUGUGA